Molecule: messenger RNA, 2158 nt
Organism: Glycine soja
Lineage: Eukaryota; Viridiplantae; Streptophyta; Magnoliopsida; Fabales; Fabaceae
Product: intermediate cleaving peptidase 55, mitochondrial-like
Exons: 14
Coding region: 209-1630 (473 amino acids)
Cellular component (GO): mitochondrion
Molecular function (GO): manganese ion binding; metalloaminopeptidase activity
Source: RefSeq, a predicted model, not a curated record
AAAGAGAGCAUUCCUGUGGUACGAGACACAAAUUUAUUUAUAGACGGAACAUAAGUUGGACAAAAACGACGACGGUUACGAGUACGAGACACAAAUCAAGUGACUGCAACUUGUGAGGCUUCUCACUUCUCAGUCACUCUUAAACCCCUUUAAACCUCUGGUCUGGUGGUUAUUGUUGAACACACAACACAAAGGAGCUCCAACGAAGAUGCAGGGUGCCGUAAGAAAACUAACCAGGAUAAUUUCACACCGACAAGUUGUAGGUUUUCGUUCCUAUUGCACUGACAAGGUGGUUGUUGAUAUUGGACAACCAACCUCUGCGUCUCAUCCGCAGCUACUAAAAGAUGGGGAGCUCACACCGGGUAUAUCUACUGAGGAAUAUAUCCUAAGAAGAAAAAAGUUGUUGGAUCUUCUCCCGGAGAAGAGUUUGGCAAUCAUUGCUGCUGCCCCAGUAAAGAUGAUGACAGAUGUUGUGCCUUAUACAUUUCGACAAGAUGCCGAUUACUUGUAUAUCACAGGCUGCCAACAACCUGGUGGUGUGGCUAUUUUAGGACAUGACUGUGGUUUAUGCAUGUUCAUGCCAGAAGCUAAGCCUAAUGAUGUGAUUUGGCAAGGGCAGAUAGCAGAAGUUGAUGCAGCAUUAGAUACAUUCAAGGCUGACAGGGCAUAUCCAAUGAAAAAAUUGCAAGAGAUCCUUCCAGAUAUGAUAAGGGGAUCAUCAAAAUUGUUCCACAAUGUCGAGACUGCAACUCCUGAAUAUAUGGAACUGGAAGCCUUCAAAAAGCUAGCUUACUGUAACAAUGUAAAGAAUCUAGCUGUUUAUACCCAUCAACUGCGAUGGAUAAAGUCACCAGCAGAGCUCAAGCUGAUGAAGGAAUCUGCAUCAAUUGCUUGUCAGGCUCUUUUGUUGGCAAUGUUGCAUUCAAAGACAUUCCCUUUUGAAGGUAUGCUAGCGGCAAAGGUUGAGUAUGAAUGCAAAAUUAGAGGUGCUCAGCGGAUGGGGUUCAAUCCUGUGGUUGGUGGCGGGCCUAAUGGAAGUGUUAUACAUUAUUCUAGGAAUGAUCAGAGAAUUAAACAUGGUGAUCUUGUUUUGAUGGAUGUUGGAUGUGAGUUACAUGGUUAUGUCAGUGAUCUUACUCGUACCUGGCCACCUUGUGGUAGCUUUUCUUCUGCCCAGGAGGAGCUUUAUGCGCUUAUACUGGAAACAAAUAAGCAUUGUGUGGAACUUUGUAAGCCCGGUGCCAGUAUUCGGCAAAUACACAACCAUUCGGUUGAAAUGCUGCAGAAAGGACUCAAAGAGCUCGGGAUUUUGAGAGAUGUUGGAAGCAGUUCUUACCAUAAGCUGAACCCAACUUCUAUAGGUCACUAUCUAGGGAUGGACAUUCAUGAUUGUUCAACGGUCAGCUUUGACUGUCCUCUGAAGCCAGGUGUUGUAAUAACUAUUGAACCAGGAGUGUACAUCCCAUCUUCUUUUAAUGUUCCAGAGAGGUACCGAGGCAUUGGGAUACGGAUUGAGGAUGAGGUUCUCAUCACAGAAACUGGUUAUGAGGUCCUAACAGCAUCAAUCCCAAAAGAAGUGAAGCAUAUUGAGUCCUUGCUGAACAAUUUCGGACAACUAAAGAGCUUAUAGCCCAAUUGAUAUAUUGGCCAUACGCUUGCAUGGCACUGUCCAGAGCAGUAACUGAAUUUCUAUCCUUUUGUUUUGGUCUCCUGCAUAUUUUUUCAACCUGGGAACACGUGUACUCUAUAAUCUUGACGGGGAAAACAAGGUGAUGGUGGUGGGGUUGUCAUUUAUGGUGUGUUUGGAUUUUGAUAAGAGAAAAGAAAUAGAGAGAAAAAAAAAUAUGGAUGGCAAUAUAUAUAUAUAUAUAUAUAUAUAUAUAUAUAUUUACUCUAGCUACAACUUCAAAAUAAUUUCUUUCUUUCUAUUUUCUCUUCAAUACAAAAAAAACUCUUUUCUUACUUUCUUUCUUUUGAACCAAAUGGAACUUUAGUAGUUUAUUGUUGUUCCUUUGGCUAGACGUGUUCCCCAUGUUUUGGUGCCGAAUCAUGGCUCAUUUCAUGUCGGGUGCUUCAUUGUUGUAAAUGAUUGAUGAUUCAUGAUAACAACAAAUGGCCGACUCCAGAUACUAAAUUGUUCACUGUUGUUGGAAUGUAA